Messenger RNA from Rotaria sp. Silwood2, 1002 nucleotides. Lineage: Eukaryota; Metazoa; Rotifera; Eurotatoria; Philodinida; Philodinidae. The record is from the annotation of a GenBank genome assembly.
AUGAAUGAUCGUGGAAGCCCUGAUGGUCGACAUUCUGAAUCCAUUUCGUCGCCUACAAUGUCACACGAUUCAGCAUUGCCAGCGACACCACCAUUACAAGAUGCUGAUCUUGAUGAUGAUGAUGAUGAUGAUGAUGAUGAUGAUGACGAGACAAUAAUAUUAUCUCCGUCACGUUCUAAAAGUACUGACGGUCGCGUAAGUCGAGUAAACUCAGCAUCAAAACCUUUUACAACAACUACUACAAGUGUUGAUCGUUUAAAACAUGGUAUACGUUAUAUAACUGAUGGAUUUAUACGUAAAAUUACUAAACAAAAUAAUGUUACUCGUAUUCAUUCACUCAACUUUAAUAAUUUACGUGAUAAAAAAAUUCGCUAUAUAGAAAAUCUUCAGACAUUAGUUAAUUUAGAAAAUCUUGAUUUAUCAAAUAAUCUUAUUGAAAAAAUAGAUGGUUUGAAAACAUUAAAAAAACUUAAAUCUUUAUCAUUAGCUAAUAAUUUUAUUAAUACAAUAGUUAAUCUUGAAGAUUUAUCACGAUUAGAAAAUCUUGAUCUUCAUCAAAAUCAAAUACAUACAAUUCCAAUAUGGUUUGGAAAAAAAUUAACAUUAUUAAAAGUUUUAAAUUUAUCAAAUAAUCAAAUAUCAUCAUUUGAUCAAAUAGCACGUUUACGUACAUUAUAUGAAUUACGUGAACUUCAUCUUCAAGGAAACCCUAUUGAACAUAAUGAAAAUUAUCGUUUACUUAUUAUAUCAUAUGUACCAAGUUUACAAAGACUUGAUGGAAUUAAUAUUAGUGAAAAUGAACGACAACAAGCUAAAGAACAAUUUAUCCAACAAGAAGUACAAAAUUUACUUCAUGAACUUGAACGUCGAGAUAAUGAAUGUCGACGUUUAAGUACUCAAGCAACCAAUAGUGAACAACAAUUGGGAAUAAAAAGUGAUAAACUUCAAUCACUUGAAAAUAAAAGUUUAAUGCAAGCGAAAGAAAUUAAAGUGAGAGAUUAA